Messenger RNA from Trichobilharzia szidati, 2827 nucleotides. NCBI's taxonomy places the organism in Eukaryota, Metazoa, Platyhelminthes, Trematoda, Strigeidida, Schistosomatidae. The record is from the annotation of a GenBank genome assembly.
CUGAGAUAUUGGAAAUCGUAAUAACCUGGUUAGUAAGUAACAUGGUUACGCCGAAUAUUUAUCCUAUGAAGCCUUAUCCUUCUACAACAACACUCUGUUCUCAAAUUAAUCAUCAGUCGACAGGAAUUGGACAUAAUGAAUUUAAUUAUGGUUAUCAAGAUUCUAAUCACAUUACUACUGCUAAUAACAGCAACAACGUUAACAUUAACAAUAAUAAUUAUGAACAUGGGAACAAUAAUACCUUUACACAAUUUGACUUUCUAUUACACAAUCCCCUGAAUGGUAGUCUUAUUAGUCAAUCACAACAGCUCAAUUCGACAAAUGGCCCGUCUAUGGCGUUAUUUCCUGAGAAUGACAAUGGCAACAGGCCUCCUCCUACUACUGCUGCGGCUGUAAGCCCUAAUUUCUCAAAACUGAUAACGCCAUCAUCAGUUGGAUGUCUUUAUUCAUCAAAUAGCAAAUUGUCAUUUGAAAAUCAUCAAGAAACUGAUGAAUUUAAACAAACUUUCCCAUUGUCAAACAACAAUAAUAAUAUUGAAACAUUGAAUGCACAACAGACUAGUCAAAAUCAUGCCUAUUUAGAGAAUAAUCUGCUGUUGACAGGUGUAUCGGAUUAUUCAACUACUUCUGAUUGCAUUGAUAGGCAUAGUGGUCAUUUGAAAUCAAAAGAAAUCAAAGAAACGAAGUCAGCUUAUACAACGUCGAAUGGCACAAAUCAUGAUACCCCGUUAAUUCCCCUAAUUAAUCCAGUUGUUUGGAAUUCAACAAACUGGAAACAUUUGGCCGCAAUAGCACAGAAUUCAUGUCAACAGACACUUCACACGCCUUUAGCAUAUAAUCAAAUGUUAAUUACGUCUAACAAUCAUAAUGAUAAAAGUAUGAAUAUGAAAGCUGAUUCUGUGGAAGAGAUGAUACAGUCAAAAACUUUAUUCUCGCAUCAAAUAUCGACACAGAACACCAAUCUACCUGUUUUACCUUCAGUCAACUAUCCAGUGGCAACCAACAGUCAGUUGUCUAGUUAUUUUACAAAGAAUUCUAAACCUUCACCAGAUUUCAAUAAGAUCGCCUUGCUACCAUCAUUGUUGGGAGAUCAUCCAUACCCAUCGGCUUCGCUAACAUCACUUGACAAUUCUGAAUCAAUAUUCAAACGUAAUUUUAACUAUUAUGAGAAUAAUAUCCUUCAAUAUACUACUGCCAGCAUCACAACUAACAUAACUGAUUCGGAGGCAGUCCAAUCAAGCAACAAUUGUACAUUGGAUGCUUCAUUUCGAAAUUUUCACCAGGAUUGUGAAAAACAAUUGCCCAAUGAUUAUAAUUCUGAAGAUAUUAACAACAGUCAUCAAGGCCGAAUAAAACUGUCAGAAAAUAAUCAUAGUCAGAGGUGUAUUGAAGACAACUCAGUCAACCCAAUGUUAAAUGACCAGUGUUCAAUGGAUGUUUCGAAUUUUAUCCAAGCACCAAAUAAUCCGAGAGAAAUUGAUAAAGUUUCAGAUCAUUCCCAAUACAAGAUCCAUCCAGAUGAAUUGAUGCUACAAUCAUUAACUUCAAAAUACGGAUCAGUAGUGAAUAGUGACUUUUCAAAACCACAUGUACCGUUCAGUUUUAAUCCGGCGCCAAUAAAUAAUCACUUAUAUUAUAACACCAUGACAACGAAUUCAAACGAAUCAGAUUCAUAUGAAGAUGAACUAUCUAUCAAUCCAUAUCAUGAUGCUAAUUUCAGCGUUAAAACUUCAAAUAACAAUAAGAAUGAUAUCAGUAAGCCUGCUAAUUUAGAUAAUUCAGCUAUGGCUAUUCAUUCAACAGGUAACACACUACAACCGAGUCCCGUAUUAUCAAAUUUAUGUUUAAGUAUUACAAAUCUACACGAAAAACGUAAACAAAGAAGAAUUCGUACAACAUUUACUAGUUUUCAAUUGAAAGAACUUGAAAAAGCCUUUCAAGAAACACAUUAUCCUGAUAUUUAUACUCGAGAAGAUUUGGCGCUGCGAAUCGAUCUUACUGAGGCUAGAGUUCAGGUUUGGUUUCAAAAUCGACGUGCCAAGUUCCGUAAAACUGAACGUGUUGUUCAGCCUAACAGCUCAGCGACGACGACGGCGACACCAACAAUCACAACACCAACUGCAACGUCAGGAGUAAUCACAUCAACUCUAUCGACUACAAAUAUAACAACACCAACAACCUGUAUAAAUCACACUGACGUAAAUCUUCCUUCACCAACAAGAAUUCAACAUUUAACGCUGAAUAAUAAUAGCUCAAUAUAUAAUGAAAAAUCCCAGUUUAUUCCUUCAACCAGUGACCAAUACACUCCUAUGCACCAUAUGAAAAAUACCCAAAAUGAAGGCAUGUUACACCGAAGUGUUGACAGUCAAUUUCAACACUACCAACCAUCAGAACAUCUAGAAGGUGAAGGUAUCUAUUCACAAGAAACAAUUGAAACGUAUAAUAAAGUAAAAGGGAAUGAAUUAAUCAAUACUGCUGAAAAACACUAUCCACCACUGACAGAUCCUUUUUGUUCAAUGAUAUCGAAACCGCCAAAUGUAUUUCAAAGUAUUCCAAUCAAUCCAGACAACAAGCUGUACACUGAUUGGAGUAAUUCAGCCUCAGACUGUUUUAGAGAAAUCAGCUAUACAGACAAUCAUAGUAGUGGUAUACACCCAUUGUAUAAGUUAAGUCAAGCGUGUAGACAAGUUGACAGACUGCUGAUUGGUGAGGCACAAGAGGCGGUGAACACUUUCAAUAGUAACAAUAAAAAGUCUUCAGGGAAACAACAGAAAUUAAUUGAGAGAAAAAGUAGAAAUUGUCAGUAUUGAACAUUGCAACAGAAACA